This is a messenger RNA of Brassica napus (rape), 1479 nucleotides long. RefSeq lists its product as uncharacterized. NCBI's taxonomy places the organism in Eukaryota, Viridiplantae, Streptophyta, Magnoliopsida, Brassicales, Brassicaceae. The coding region runs from base 1 to 1479 and encodes 492 amino acids. The record is from RefSeq and is a predicted model, not a curated record. The transcript is spliced from 5 exons.
AUGGGACCCAAGUUAGAUGAACUGAAGGAAGCAUUAGCGUUCUGUCCGCUUUGGAGUUUUGAAAAGCGUAAGUGGUUGGGUCUGCUACUUCUUCAAGCCAUGGGAGUCUAUUGUUUGCAUCACAAUUCAAGGAUACUUUUUGAAAGUGCAAUAAGGGUAUUCGACGAUGAAGCCAUGGGGUUGUAUCCAUGGGGUCGGACUGCAUACGAAGUUCUCAUUGACUCUAUUAAAACGUUGGUUCCGGAAGGAGGGUCAUACACAAUAAGCGGCAUGACCGUCGCGUUAUUGAUUUGGGCGUAUGAAUCCGUCGCCUGCUUCGGUGAGAAUUUUGGGAGAGUGGUGAAUAAUGAAGACGUUAUGCUUUUGCGAUGGGGUGGAAAGCGUACACGUGCAAGUUUUGAUAACUUGUUGGCUGCCGAAAUCAAAGAGCAUGGCGAGGUGCGUGUGAGGAUAAUGGUUUUGAAAGACUCAACUGAAGAGAUGUUUCCUAAAUGGUCGGGUGAACCUGACGACCCACAACUCGUUAGCUUGAUAACAUACAUACAUGAAGGUAAAGUUGCUGCAACGGAAAAGGGUUCUAGCGAGGAGGAAGGUAGCAAAGAUUUGGAGAACAAAGCGACUCUGACGACCAUUGUGAGUACUCUGGAGAAUAUUUCCAGAAAAUUUGAUCAGAUUGACUCAUGGUUUGACGCUUACGAGUUAGAACGGAACAGACCAUUGACGGACCAGAAGACCAUUGAUGACAUGGUGAAAGCUUUAGUGGAGGAGCGUCUGAAAGUUCUAGGGAAAAUUCCUGAAAACUAUGAUAACCUCUCAAACGGCGGCGAAGAAGAAUCUUUAUCGUUGCCAUCACCGCAGCAGAAGUCUAUCAAUAGUCCAGCGUUAGUCGUCGAGACUCCUGGUAAGGAGUUUUAUAAGGAUACAUGGGUGAAAAGGACUUUGGCUGAGGAGUUUGAUAAGGAUACAUGGGUGAAAAGGAAUUUGGCUGAGGAGUUUGGUAGUGUCGCUAAAGCUACUGAUCUUAAUUUCGUAUAUGUUUCUCCUUCAAAGGCUACUAAGGAUGAUAAGGAUGCUAAGGUUCCAGCCUAUGGACGCGGCUGCAGGGGCAGGCGUACUGUAAAGGAUGAGGAUGUUGCUGAUAAGAAAAAAGCAGUGCAGGCAGAGGCUGCGUUGAAGAGGAAGGAGAAGGAUGACGCUAAGACAAAAGAGGCUGAUGAAUGUGCUGUGACGAACGACGAAGUUCUUGCGGAAGAGAACAAAUUUUCGCCAGAGUCUGAUGUCGAGAACCAGAAAGUUGUUAGAUCUGCCGUAGUAAAGGAAUAUCGGGAGAAACGUGUUCAAUUAUCUCCAAAAGGGUUUUCAUUGAUGGCAGUUUCUUCACCACCAGUUUUUUCGUACAUUGGAGAUGAUGGAACGACGUGCAUGAGGAAGAAUGUUAAGCCUUCAUCAGUUCUUCCUCAGCAAUAUAUGACUCUCUAG